UGGAUCGCCUCCACCCUUAACAUGAGUUGAUGUCUUAUUCUAUCAUCAAUCAUUCAACAAGCUUUUGUUUUUGUUUGUUUGUUUGUUUUUAUUAAAUUCUAGCUAUGCUCUAGGCACUGUGCUGGGCGCUAGGGAUGCCAGGACAAAGACGCACUCCGCACUCGGCAGUGAGUUUGCGCGAGCUCCUGGUAGCUCUAUGGGGUAGGGACCCCAUCUCACGUACACUCAUGUAUCUCCUACGAAACACAGGGUAGUUGCUCGAUAAAUAUUUAUUGUCCUUCACUGUGUUGCUUGGGACAGGGUGUUCCUGGGAGUCUAGGUGUUGCCAGGGUGUUUCUGGGAGCCCUGCCAUUCUUCUGCAGGGUGUUUCUGGGCGCCGAGGGUCCUGAGGGCGGAGCCGAGGUGGAACGGGGCGUGCCACGGGCUAGGGCGUACCUGGGGCGGGGCGUUCCUAAAGAAGGGCGUGUCUGUGGGCGGGGGUUAUUUGGGGCGGAGACUCCCAGGCCGCGUUCUCAGGUCCCGGGCCCUGCCAAUGAGUCGCUUCGGGGCGGAGCUGGGGCUCGAGCCGGCAGUCUGAGAAGCAGGAAAGGGAAAACGAAGGUGUCCCCAGUCUCAGAGCGGUCGCCGACGCCAUCCUGCUCUCCUUCUACCUCCGCGCAUCCAAGCCGGAGCUGAUCCAGCCUCGAGCCCAGAACCCGCCGAUCUCUCCGGAGUCUCCCUGGCCGGGGAAACUGCUCCAGCGUCGCAGGCGUCUCUUGCAACCCGUAGAGCUCGCAGUCUGGGAAGGAGGCCUCGGAAAGCGUCCAGGCCCUGCACCCCAGCCGGCCCAGCCGAGCCGAGGUGGCCGGAGGAAAGCCUCUCUGAAUUCGGAGAGGGAUCGCAGUCGACAGCAGGGGCGCGAGCUAUGUCGGAGGCUGGGAAGGGGCCAGACGAGCCCGACGAGGGCCAGUACGACUCGGGCAUCGAGUCCUGGCGCUCUCUGCGCUCCCUGCCCGAGCCGUCCCUAACCUCAGGACCCUCAGACGGCCGCCCCCCGUCCCGAAUCGGAAGUCGACCUCCCUCAGGGACCAAGGAGGACCCGAAAGAGGAAUAUGGGGAGCGGAUGGACUCCGCCUACGGCUCGUCUUCGAUCACCGAGCCUCUGCCCCCGCUGGGGGGCCCCGAGGCCGUCGAGGGCGGGGAAACCCGCGCGCCGGAGGCCCGGGUGGGAACUCUCUGCCCGCAGCAGCUGGAGGCGCUCACCUAUAUCUCUGAGGAUGGAGACACGCUAUUACACCUGGCUGUGAUCCAUGAGGCUCCUACUGUGCUGCUGUGUUGCCUAGCUCUGCUGCCCCAGGAAGUCCUGGACAUACAAAAUGACCUUUUUCAGACAGCCCUGCAUUUGGCAGUGUACCUGGACCAGCCACACACAGUCCGGGCGCUAGUGCAGAAAGGGGCAAGCCGGACCCUGCAGGACAGGCAUGGGGACACAGCCCUGCACCUGGCCUGCCAGCACCAACACCUGGAUUGCGCUCGCUACCUCUUGGAGGCCACAUCUGAUCGAGGUCGGAGCCAGCACCCUCAUCCGGAGCUUCGGCUGCAAAACUGGCAAGGCUUGGCCUGCCUACACCUUGCUACUUUGCAGAGAAACCGGCAGCUAAUGGAAUUGCUUCUCCAGAAUGGAGCUGACAUUGACAUCCAGGAAGGCACCAGUGGCAAGACUGCCCUUCACUUGGCUGUGGAGACGCAAGACAGGGCAUUGGUGCGUUUUCUGCUUCGGGCAGGGGCUCAAGUAGAUGCCAGGAUGCACAAUGGCUGUACCCCCCUCCACCUGGCCGCUGGGCGCCACCUGUCGGGCAUUGCUGCCACUCUGUGCCAGGCAGGUGCUGAUUCCUUGCUUCGGAAUGUUGAAGAUGAGACCCCACAGGACCUUGCUGAAGAUCCUCUUACUCUCCUACCCUUUGAUGACCUGAAGAUUUCUGGGAAGCCACUGCUAUGUACUGACUGAAGCCAGAUCUGAGUCUUUAUGGCCUCCUUCCUC
Antechinus flavipes (yellow-footed antechinus) is the source of this 2020-nucleotide messenger RNA. RefSeq names its product NFKB inhibitor epsilon (gene NFKBIE). The coding region runs from base 905 to 1987 and encodes 360 amino acids. NCBI's taxonomy places the organism in Eukaryota, Metazoa, Chordata, Mammalia, Dasyuromorphia, Dasyuridae. The record is from RefSeq and is a predicted model, not a curated record. Gene Ontology annotation, cellular component: cytosol. The transcript has 6 exons. Gene Ontology annotation, molecular function: protein binding. Gene Ontology annotation, biological process: signal transduction; cellular response to lipopolysaccharide.